AAGUGAGCUUAACGGAAAAAAGUGCAUAGCUCCACCAAGAUGAUGCGGCUUUCUUUGGUGUUGAUUCUAUCAGCGGUGUGCCUUUCCCAAGGCUACCAAGAUGUCCAUACUGCAGACAUGGACUUCCUACACAAGCAGAAAAAACUCUUCGAACUUAUGUUCUUCGCUGAUCAGAAAGUCCUAGUUGAUUCAGAAUUUUUUGAAAUUGGACGCAACUAUGAUGUCGGCAGCAACAUGGAAUACUACACUGACAAGGUUGUAGUCAAAGAGUUCCUCUUCAGAUUCAAGGAAGGGAAACUCGACGAUGGAGUGUUGUUUACACCCUACAAUUUCGAAAUGGUCGAAGACAUGGUGGCCCUCUACCAUCUAUUUUACUGCGCCAAGGACUUCCAAACCUUCUACAAGACUGCUUGCUGGGCACGUAUCCACGUGAACAAAUACAUGUUCGUAGAUGCUUUCUACUCUGCUGUUAUAUACAGAUCAGACUGUAAGUUCAUCCGUCUACCAGCUCCUUUUGAAAUCUUCCCACACCUUUACUUCGACUCUAGGACCAUCCAGGAGGCACACAAAGUGAAAAUGACCCAUGGUGGAUUCUCCCACACCUACGACGUUGGCAUGAAGCACGGAGUUAUGCAUUCUGGAGACACAUACCUCAUCUACUCCAACUACUCUGGUGUCUGCAUGAAGCCUUAUUACGACCCAGAAUAUAAACUAUCCUACUUCUUCGAAGACGUCGGUCUUAACAGCUACUACUACUACUUCCGCAUGAUCUUCCCAUUCUGGAUCGAAACCAAGAACUAUGACCUCCCCAAGGAAUUCCGCGGUGAAUUCUACUACUACAUACACAAACAGCUGAUGUCUCGUUACUACCUUGAACGUCUCUCCAACGACUUAGGAUCCCUCAGACCAUUCGACUGGUACGAAGGCCACUUCCCAGGCUUCUAUUCCAACCUAAUGUACCCCAAUGGCGUGGCUCUGCCCAAACGCGAGGAGUGGUACGGCCUCCCAACAUACAAAGUCGACUACUUGAAGAAAAUCGACCUGAGAGAGAACCGCAUCUUCGAAGCCAUUGACUCCGGAAUCGUGAUUGACGAGUUCGGCAAACAGUACAACAUCUACACCCCCGAAGGCAUCAACAUCCUCGGAAAUCUCAUUGAAGGAAACCGAGACACCUUCAAUUACAAAUACUACGGUUCCUACGAAAUUUUGGCCAGAAACUUUUUCGACUACAACAGCGAAUAUACUUGCAAAAAAUGGUACAUUCCUGGAUCUCUCCAAACCUUCAGUACUAGCAUGAGGGACCCAAUGUUCUACAGGCUCUAUGACAAGAUCCUCUACUACUUCCAACGUUACAAGGAGAACUUAAAACGAUACACUCAAACUGACUUGGUCUACUCUGGCUGCAAGAUCGAAUCCGUCCAUGUUGACAAACUCGUCACCUACUUCGACAACUGCGACGCAUGCAUUAACAACGCCGUAUCUGUAGAGUCCUUCAAGGAAGGACACCACUUCAACCUGAAGGUCAGACAACAAUGUCUAAACUACAAACCAUUCACCUACCGAUUCACCAUCAACAGCGACAAGGACUCCAAGGUCAUGGUCAAGAUCUUCCUUGGACCUGCUUUCUACGGAGAACAGUACGAUGAGGACACCUACUUCCACAAGAACUAUUUGAACUUCUUCGAACUCGACAAAUUCGAAGCCAAAUUGAAGACUGGAAUGAACACUGUUGAACGCCUUAGCACGGAAUCCGCCUACACAAUGGAUGACGUCACGUCAUACGAGACCUACUAUAAAAAGAUUAUCAAGGCUGUUGAAGGAAACGAACCCUUCACCUACAAAGAGAAUUUGUUCGGUUUCCCAGACCGUCUUCUCCUGCCUAAGGGUAAACCGGAGGGUAUGCAGUACAGAUUCUUCUUCUACGUCUAUCCAUUCGAAGAGGGUAAAUUCUACGACCUUCCAUUAAUUGGAAAAUGGUUUUACGACGGCAAGCCUUUCGGCUUUCCAUUGGACAGACCAGUGAAACCAUGGUUCUUCACACUGCCUAACGCAUACUUCAAGGACGUGGAGAUCUUUCACGUGAAAGAGAUGACCGAAAGUUAUUAGACUUUUCGAGCCUAACGAACCGAAUUCGUCCCAGUAAAGUAGAAUCCCUAAAAUAUAUAGAUUCUCUAGAAUAUGAGCAAUUUCCACUCUCUUCAGUUAGUUUUUUUUUCAUAAUUAUAGCAUUUAUAGUUCAUUUAACGACAAAGCCAAGGUUUUUCAUCAAGUAAAGAUGAGUUUGAAUACUUAUAGAAAUAUGCAGUCCCUCUUUCACAAAAUUGCUCUGUGAGAUUCUAUUUUUGGUUGACUUAUUUCACGACUGAAAAUCACAGACUGAAAUGGUUAAUCUACGCGAAUGGCUCAUUGAAUCAAAACAAACCUCGCAUUUGGGUUUUACACCACAGCUCAGAUUACUAUGUAAAUUAGCUAAUAAAUCAAGUAUUAAAACCA
Molecule: messenger RNA, 2493 nt
Organism: Belonocnema kinseyi
Lineage: Eukaryota; Metazoa; Arthropoda; Insecta; Hymenoptera; Cynipidae
Product: arylphorin subunit alpha-like
Exons: 7
Coding region: 40-2106 (688 amino acids)
Source: RefSeq, a predicted model, not a curated record